This is a messenger RNA of Dimorphilus gyrociliatus, 2657 nucleotides long. The record is from the annotation of a GenBank genome assembly. Lineage: Eukaryota; Metazoa; Annelida; Polychaeta; Dinophilidae.
AGUAGUACCCUAAUUUGGUAACAAACAUGUCUUGCAAGAUUGAUGUUUCGGGUUUUACCGAACUACCGAAACUAUCUUCAAAUGAGGAGUAUCUUGCUUUGAAAAAAAAAUAUUUUGUACAUCUUGAGAAUAUGAAAGACAUCAUUGAGGAAAAACUUCAUCCAGAGUGGCCUGACUAUUUACCUUUAGCUCUCCUUUGCUUAAUUCCCCCUACAUCACCGGAAUUUGGCAAAAUAGGAGAAUAUCUUAGGAAAAUGACAAAUCAUGCGGCUCUGUCAUUGAUUUACACUUGCCAAAUGUUUGAAAAAAACGAAGUAUUAAUAAGAAAUCCUAAUGGAAUGGAAAUGGCUCAAGAAAAGCCUUAUUCAUGGGAUGAUUAUCUUACCUUUUGGGGUAAACAUUAUAUGAGAUUAAAUGACAAUGAAUGUGCAAAUGUCAAAGAAGCUGGCUGUAAACUUAUUCAGGAUGCUAAAGACCUUUUUAAGCGAAAUCCUCGAAGAGAGACUAUAAGAUUAUUUUCAUCUCGCUUGCAAUCAAUUUUCCCCCAAAGUAGACCAAAACGUGAUGCAGCAAAUUCAGGGACACAUGACAAGGACGGUCGUAAGGACACACGUAAAAGAAGAACAUGCAGAAUUAAUCAAUUUUAUGAUCAUAAAGGAAGACUGAAAAAAAGUGGUCUGGAUUUGUGCGACUGUUUAGAUGUUCAUUGCCCAGGAUGUGCCUAUGAGCAAUGCCCACAGUGUGAAUCUUAUAAAUGUGUGUAUGAAUUUAAGAUGAGUGAACAACAAAAUAAUGAUGAUCUCCCUAAAAGAUCCAGCCCAAAGCCGAUUAAAACUUCAGAUGUGGAAACUUCGCCUGAUUCGAAAAAACAAAGAAGUGCUUCUCCGAGUUUCUCUAACUCAAGCGAUCAUUCAAACCCGUUUAUGGUUAAGCCAUCUCCGCCUCAAUAUGUGAUAUUAGAAGAAAUUAUGAAAGCUGCGGAAGGAGUGAACAAUAUGGCGUUGGCUCAUGAGAUUGCUGUUAAUUCGGAAUUUACAGUACAGAAGCCUGAGCUAUCCGAGAAUAGUGUGUCGAAAAAAGUUGAAGAAAUAAUGAAGAAAGCUUUUUGGGAUAGUUUAGAAGAAAAAUUAAAGCAGGAAAAGCCAGACUAUUCACAUGUCCUAGUUUUAAUGCAAGAAGUCAAAGAAACAACAGAGACUUUAUUACCCCAGCAUAGUCCAACUUUGAAAAAUCAACUAAACGAAUUUAUGGAUCUUGAACUUAUUAAACAAGAGAUGGAGAACGAUUGCUUUGAAAUACAGAAAACAGUUAAAUUCAUACUUGAGCUUCUCUCAAAAAUAUGUGCCCCUGUUCGAGAUGAAGAGAUAGCUGAAAUAAGAAAUACUGAAGGAGUCGUCGACAUUCUGAAAGGAAUAUUUAAGCUUUUAGAAAAUAUGAAGUUAGAUUUCACAAACUUUACUAUUCAGCAAGUUAGACCAAUUAUUCAAAAGCAAAGCGCUGAGUACGAAAGAGAAAAAUUUCAACAAUUUCUAAAAGUACAAGCAGAGCACGGAAUUGAUGGUUUAGUAUAUACGAAAAAAUGGAUAGAAAAUACUCAUAAGCGUUUAAAUGAUCAGGAAAAUACACAAAAUGCUUCCGCUGGUAUCAUGCCUCAAGAGUUAUUGACUGAAGCUUUCCUUGAUCUCCUCGAUAGAGCUCCCAAUGAGGAAUAUCCAGAGACGCUGUUAAUGGACGCAGCGCGUCUCACCGCGAUAUCAGAUAAAACAAGACGGCUAGUUUUAAUGGCCUCCAUCGUCUUAAUGACUUUCAACUCUGUUGGUGCGUCUAUAGCUGGCUUAGAACAAUUAAAACUAGAUCUUCGUUCUCAUAUGGAAUCUAUUAUGUCUGAUUUCGCCUUUUCCGAUAUUAAAGAAAAAAUUUCGUCCAACGUUUGUGAGCAAGUGGUCAAAGACGUUGAUGAUGCUCUACAGAAGCAUGGCUUUUCUAAGUUAACCAGCGAAAAGAGUGACUUACUAAAACAUAAUGUGCAACAUACUUUUGAUAGUGAUUCCCCUGUGAGAAAAAUUUUGUGGCAACGAUUUAGAAGCUUUCUUAAAGGACUACUACUCACAUUUUCUAUGUCACAAGGACAAGUGAAGAUACCUCAAGGUCUAAGUGUCGUAGCAGAACCUCUUGGAAUUAUAUCUGGUCAACUGAUACACCUAUGCAGACACAACAGAUCUACUUUUGGAGCUUAUUACGCUGAUAUAAUAAAAUCUCUACUUCAAAUACCGGCAGAUGGCGGCCCUUCCAAUAUUUCUCAAUCUAUCGGCUUUAGUUAUCAAAUAUUUCAAAUACUUGCCUACGAUAUGCCCAUUCGAUGGACCUGUCCUGGCAGCCCGGACUGCACCAAAGUUUUCUUGUACGCUUCUCCUUUAAGAGCCCAUGUUCAGGUAUGUCGACACGCUAUGGAAAGGAGAGUGAAUUCGAGUGACGAUGCUAAAAAAGUGUUGGAUUCAAUUUUGGAUGUAAUGAGUGUUGUUGAGGAUCAACAAAGGGGUAAUAUCACAAUCUGCAGACGUAACAAACCAUUCCAUAGACCCACAUAUCCUACUUAUGCUCGGCAGUGGCCAGAAACAAACGGAUACUGUGUGCCAAAGUUAAAACAUGAUUUAUAG